CUGACUGUGCAAAUGCCGAGAGAACACGUGAAAGAAAUACUAUUUUACACAGUAUUUUACUCGAAUACAUGAAUACAAGUUCGGUGAAGAGCGUAUUGAAGUAACUAAUGUGAUGGAAUCAAUAAACCAGUGCCACUGCUGCCUGCAGCGGCCUUCGCAGAAAGAUUUGAGGACACCGUACACACUUCUCGGCAUAACGGAAAUAUACUCGGUCAUGUUAGAAGAAUGCUUUGCAAUGAAACUAACAACAUGGGAUGAGGGCGAGAGUGGUAUCUGCGAGGUCUGUCUGGGGCGGCUGCGGGAGGCGUGCCUCUUCAAGCUGCAGGUGCAGCACUGCCAGGCGGAGCUGCAGGAGAGGUUCAAAGGAACAUUAAGUGUCAAAGACGAGGAAGCCUUAAAAGAUGAGCCCCUUGAAGACGGCGCGUGCUGCGAGUCUCCUGAGCCUUCCUUAACUUCAGACGAGGAGCCCCUGGGGCCGCCGCCUGAAGAUGAGCCGGAAGACCGAUAUCUGUUACAUGUAUCUGCGACUACAGCCGGCGAGUACGGAGUAAGCACGGCGCCUCUGUCCUCGCGCGCCAUGCAGCAGCUCGCGCUGGCGUGCUCCGUGAGGCUCGAGCGCCUCCGCCACUCCCCGCGCGCGAGCCAGCCGUGUCCCGUGACGUCACACCAUGUAGAAUCAUCGAUUAAAUCAGAGUCUGAUGAUGACGAAGUGGGAGAUGAACAGCUGCUUGAUAUGUCAUCUGUUGAGGUCGCGUUGGCGCCGCGUGACUCGGCGCCCGCGCAGGCGCGUCCCGUGACGUCACGCCAAAAGACGACGCCAGCGAGGAGUGUGACGUUGCCUGUUGCCACUCGCCCACAAGCCCACACACACAAGCGUAGCUUAAUUGGACAAAUAAAUAACCAGCACACUACUGCAGUGUAUUCAUGCAGAAUCUGUUCACAAAAGUUCUCAAACGAAACUCUGUUCAACCAACAUGUACACACUCAAAUGGAACUAAAAACGUACAUUUGCGAUAUGUGUAACAUGAAAUUCAGGCUGAAAUCUGUUUUAAUCAGACAUAUUUUUAAGUUACAUAUGAAGAUAAAUGACGUGUGCAAAGUUUGCAACAAAAUUGUUCAUAAGGCGUACUUAAAGAAACAUCAAAGACUUUACGCUGGUGACAAACCAUACAAAUGUAAGGUAUGUGAUAAGAAAUUUGCACUUGUUUCAUAUUUAAAAUUACACCAAACUGUUCACACUGGUGAGAAACGAUACAAGUGUGAAGAAUGUAACAAACAAUUCAGAGAUAAAAGUGGGUUAAACCAACACAAAAAAAAUCACACCGGAGACAAAAGAUAUAGCUGUGGACAAUGCGGCAAACGUUUUAUACAAAAGAGCGCUUUAACUUCACACAAAAGAGUUCACACAGGUGAGAAAUUAUAUAAGUGUGAUGAAUGUAACGAAUUAUUUCGAAGGAGAAACUCUUUAAAUAAUCAUAAAAAAAUUCAUGCUCGAGGUGAUAUUUACAGCUGCAACGUUUGCGAUGAGAAAUUUCCACUAAAAAAACUUUUAGAUAAACAUAAAAAGGAGCACAUUGGAGAAAAAGCUUUCCGCUGCGAAGAAUGUAACAAGAGAUUUAAGAUACAAAGUCAUUUAGAUAUCCAUAAAAUAACUCACACUGGAGACAGAUCAUACGUCUGUGACAAGUGUGGUAAGCAAUUUAAAAGAAAAGGUAAUUUAGAUCAACAUAAAAAAAAUCACGCAGAAAAAUCUCACAGUUGUACUAAAUGUAACAAGCAAUUCACACACAAACAUCAGUUAGAUGCUCAUGAAAGAAGUCACACUAAAGAAAAAGCAUAUAUUUGUGAAAAAUGUGGUGCGCGAUUCGCGCAAAAUUAUAUUUUACAGAAACAUAAACAAAUUCAUAUUGAAAAGGUACCCGGUGACUGAGUGACUGAGGAAAUUAACUAAAGGAAUAUAGUAGAGAUUAAUACAAAAUAGUGUGUCAAACAAUGAUUUCCAAAGUAAGGAUAAACACGUUCAUACAAUUCCGACCGAACAUUCUCGUUAAGCAACACAGGCGCCAUCUGUUGUAUAGUAUGCGUACUACCGGCUAAGUCAGAGAUAGGGCUUCCAAAUACCGAACUUCCCACAAUACCGGUAUUAACAUCGAAACUGUCGUCAUAAAUACCGGAAUCCUGGUAAUCUAACUGGUUAGAUUAGGCCGAAUAUAGAAUAGUUGCCAAAUAUUCGUAGCAUAUCUACUAUCUCUAGUCUUAAUCUUCAUUCACGGAGCCGAACGAUGAAUAUUGGCCUCGGGUGCUACUGUAGGAGCAUUCCACGGGCUGUCCCGUACAAACGCAUUUCAUUUCCUGUGUUGCGACUUUUUUCUCGGCAUUUAAAGCAGGCGAUUAUUUUUCUGUGCAUAUUUUUGACCAUUUGUCAUAGAAAAGGAAACUCUUAUACCUUUAAAUCUUCAGAAACUUCGCGUUUGUACGGGACAACGGUAGACAAUUUCAUGGAAUGCUCCUGUAGGUAUCGAUAGAUUCCGACGUCGUCACCAAGCCCACACGUUGAAAAAAACUUCAGCAGCUCAACUCAGUUAAAUAAGCAGCGGCAGUCGUGAGUCUCGAGAUAAAGUGAAAAUUAUUGGCUGCGAUAGAGUUAGCCCACAUAAAGUAUUAACUUUUAACACAAAGAAAUGAAGAACUAUAAAUAAAUAAAAUCAAAGUUUAUUUAUGUUCAGAUAUGUAGUCAUUCCAAGAGAAUAAUUAUGAGAAAAAAACGAGGAGCGGAAAGGCGUAGCUUUUAUUACCACCGGCCAGUGUGCGCUUUGGCUCCACUAUUCAGGUUUGCCGUUAGGCGUCACAAACCCGGUUUCACCGAAAUCGAAAAAACCGGCUAAACCGGGUUUUUAGCCAAUUGCAAAAACCGGGUUUUCACUUUGAUAAAACCGGCUUUUUCGAGUUUUUCGAUUUUACAGUUUUAUAAGGUAAGUGCAUUAUUUUGAAGAGCAAAUAAAAAAAAACAAUGCAUUCGCACUAAUUGUAUAAAUAAACAGCUUUUUAGUCUCCAACAUUAUAACGUAGAACGUAACAGAUAUCUAUUAGCGCAGUUUUGCAGACAGGCUGCUUAGGUGCCCCUUGAAGGCCUCAACUUCAAGGGGCACUCAAGGGGCUUCAAGUCGUCUUGGAAAACAGUGAUUGUUCCUAUCUGCCCAGUCCAUGAGUGCCUCCCCGUUGGCGUCAGAUUUCCUAUAUCCCCAGUUGGUAUUGUGUAAAUGUUGUGGAAGAAUUAAUAUUAAAGCAUUGAUCCUAAAAAUACUUGCUUAUUUUACAAAUUAUACGUAAAAUCGAAAUCACCGAAAAAACCGGAAACCCGGUUUUGCUGUUUCCCAAAAACCGAAAAACCGGUUUUCUAAAAUACGCUCGGUUUUGUCACCCCUAUUUGCCGUGUUACAACAUAAACAUAUGACAGGUUCAUUUAUUAAGCCCCUUAUGGCUAGAUCCCCGAAUUUCAUGAAUAUAGCUCAAUCGGUAAUUAAAACGGGAUAUUUCUCUGGCUGACUCACCCAACAUUAAAAAACCUAACCCACUUCCAGAUGACCUAGCAAGUUGAAAUUUGGCAUCCAUCUGGGCAAUUGUGUGGUUACGAACCUAUUAUAAAGAAACAAUGUCUUAUUUUUACAAUUUGUAAAAAUAAUUUCUAAAAAAUAGUUUUUAUUUACCUACACACUAAGCGCCUAUCGGAUUUACAUAUACAUUUUAGUUUCGAAAUCAACUAUGAUGUAUGCUAAUAAUUCCUAUAUUUGUAUAGUAAUGAUAUCCCAUCAAAAACAAAUGGAUCUUUAAUUACAUCCCAAGUGAACUAGAACUUGGCAUCCAUACAGAUCUCAAUUCUUUUGACGGCGAAGUCAACAACGACGCAUGUUCUUAAUAUUGAACUUGGCCCUCAUUUCACAUUAUGUUUUUGACGGUAUAUUAUUUACAAUUUGUGAUUUAGUAUUUAUUGCGCCCAAAAUGAGGGGCUCUUCAAACCAGCUAAACUUUAUUCAAAUCUAACGAAAAACUAAUGAACAAAAUAAAAAUCCAUUCUAACUUAAACUUGUACAUAAUUGACGCUUAACACUAACACA
Messenger RNA from Cydia fagiglandana, 4115 nucleotides. RefSeq names its product gastrula zinc finger protein XlCGF57.1-like. Gene Ontology annotation, molecular function: DNA-binding transcription factor activity; zinc ion binding; RNA polymerase II cis-regulatory region sequence-specific DNA binding. The record is from RefSeq and is a predicted model, not a curated record. Bases 113 to 1930 code for a protein of 605 amino acids. Gene Ontology annotation, cellular component: nucleus. Lineage: Eukaryota; Metazoa; Arthropoda; Insecta; Lepidoptera; Tortricidae. Gene Ontology annotation, biological process: regulation of transcription by RNA polymerase II. The transcript has 7 exons.